UUGAAACAACUUCAAUAUGAGUAAAGUGGUGCUGGUCACUGGCUGUGGCAAAGGUGGCAUUGGCUACGAGUACUGCAAGGCAUUUGCUGAGCAAAACUGCUAUGUCUUUGCCUCUGAUAUCUCUCAACGUAUGAACAACGUGUUUGACCUCUCGUCGUCGGAUAACAUUGAGACGUUGGAGCUCGAUGUAUCCUCAGACGAAAGCGUGUCAUCAGCAGUGAAUGCAGUUGUAUCCAGGCACGGCCGCAUAGAUAUACUGAUCAACAAUGCCGGCAUAGGAAGCCCGGGACCCUUGGCAGAGCUUUCUUUGGAAACAGUUAAGAAAGCUUAUGAAAUAAACACAUUAGGGCAACUAAGGUUGGUGCAGCACGUGGUGCCUCACAUGGCGGCGAUGCGAAGUGGGAGGAUAGUGAAUGUGGGGAGUGUUGUUGGGAAGGUACCCACGCCAUGGGCCGGUUCCUACUGUUCUAGCAAAGCUGCAGUGCAUGCAAUUUCAGACACUUUACGCGUAGAGUUGAGACCUUUUGGGAUCGACGUGAUCCUAGUGCUUCCUGGUGCAAUAAGGUCCAACUUUGGUAAUUCCAACAUGGAGAGAUUGCAGAAUCACGAGUGGAGACUGUAUAAGCAAUUCAAGGAUGAUAUUGCCGAGAGAGCUAGGGCUUCUCAAGUUGGUAAAGCAACCGAUGCUACUGUUUUUGCGAGACAUGUUGCGAAGAAGGUUUUGAGGUCAAGGCCACCAAAGCAGAUUGCGUUUGGUCACAUGACUGGUUUAUUUGCCUUGCUUUCUUGGUCUCCGCUUUGGGUUAGGGAUCUUUUCUUUUCAACUCGUUUCAACCUUAAUAAAACACUCUAACAUCAUAUGUAAAACUGAUCUCUUGUAUUUUGUUUUUCCCCUGCAACUCUGUUUCUCAAGUUAUUGUAAUAAGUAAUCCAUCUUCUUGCAUUAGACUUUCAAUCAUGGUUUGUGGAGGGAAAGCCGCCUAAUGAUCCAUCUAUCACACAUCCCCAUCGAUCUGUUCCACACCAAAAAAAACACAAAACACAAAACAAAAAACAAAAAACAAAA
Tripterygium wilfordii is the source of this 1066-nucleotide messenger RNA. Its product is annotated as short-chain dehydrogenase ptmH-like. NCBI's taxonomy places the organism in Eukaryota, Viridiplantae, Streptophyta, Magnoliopsida, Celastrales, Celastraceae. The transcript has a single exon. Gene Ontology annotation, cellular component: endoplasmic reticulum. The record is from RefSeq and is a predicted model, not a curated record. Gene Ontology annotation, molecular function: oxidoreductase activity. The coding region runs from base 17 to 853 and encodes 278 amino acids.